Molecule: messenger RNA, 3208 nt
Organism: Ixodes scapularis (black-legged tick)
Lineage: Eukaryota; Metazoa; Arthropoda; Arachnida; Ixodida; Ixodidae
Product: putative sodium-coupled neutral amino acid transporter 10
Biological process (GO): amino acid transmembrane transport
Molecular function (GO): amino acid transmembrane transporter activity
Source: RefSeq, a predicted model, not a curated record
UCUGCGUCGUGUACAGCGGACAUCAGCCGGAAAAACCGCGACUUGGAGUGGUUGCAUUCUUUGUGUUGUGUCAGGCUAUUGUUUUGUGCGAUUGAUGGUCUGCCACGUGGUGAAUACGCGGCACUAGUCAUGGAGGACUACACACAAUUGAACAGGCGACUUUCGCUAUCCUAGUAUUUAAUUUGGGAUCGACCAGGCACGGGAAGGCCGAAGGAUUACGGCAGCUUCUCGGACGGCCGCCGAGAUGCCGUCGUCGUCGUCGCUCAAGAACACCAUCAACCUGGGGAACAGCAUCAUCGGUGUCAGCAUCCUGGCAAUGCCGUACUGCUUCGCAAAAUGUGGCAUAGUCCUCAGCACACUGCUGCUGCUGAUCAGCGGAGUCCUCACCAGGCUCACGUGCCACCUCCUACUCAAGGCCGCGGUCACAGCACGCCGUAGAAACUAUGAACUUCUAGCCUUUCAUACGUACGGACCGACUGGCAAGCUGGUCGUGGAGAUUGGAAUCCUGGGCUUUCUGCUGGGCAGCUGCGUGGCCUUCUUCGUGGUCGUGGGCGACCUGGCCCCUCCCCUCGCCUCCGACUUCUUCCUAGUGGAGGCGUCCCCCCGAGUGCGCACGACGUUGCUGUUGCUGCUGGGCACCUGCGUGGGGCUGCCCCUGGGGCUGCUGAGGAACCUGGACAGCCUCACCAGCUUCAGCGCCAUGUCCCUCGUCUUCUACGCACUGCUAGUCCUCAAGAUCUUUGGCGAGGCGUUUCCCGUGCUCUGGUCGAUGACGUGGUGGGACAAGGUGGUCCUCUGGCGCCACGAGAACCUCCUCUCGGUCCUGCCCAUUUUCGCCAUGGCCCUGUCCUGCCAACCGCAGUUGUUUGAGAUUUUCGACACGCUCAACGAGCCGUCGCUGAUGCGCAUGAACAGGGUCGUCAACGGGGCAGUCCAGAUGUGCUCCAUCGUCUACAUCAUGAUGGGGUUCUUUGGGUACGUGGCCUUCUGCGGCGGGGGCCCCAUCCCGGGAAACAUCCUGGUGCGGGUGGGCACCUCGUUGGCCUCGGAGGCGGUCAAGCUGGGCUUUGUGGCCACCCUGGUGGUCAGCUUUCCCCUCUGCCUCUUCCCCUGCCGCACCAGCCUCCACUCUCUGCUCUUCAAGAGGGUAGACAGUAAUACGGGGAUGGCCGUCCGGUCAACCAAUGACCCCGAACUCGAUUCCGACGCCUCCACGGUGGCCGAGCAGGGCAGCAAGUUCCACGACCCGGCGUACGACUACAUCCCGGACAGCCAGUUCCGGGCGCUGACGGUUCUGCUGGUGGGCACGACGCUGGCCACGGCGGUGCUGGUGCCGGACAUCGAGGUGGUGCUGGGCCUGACGGGCUCCACCAUAGGCACCCUCAUCUGCAUCAUCAUGCCGGGCAUGAUCUUCACCCGGGUCAUCGCCAAGAGCACCAACGAGCACCUCCUCGGAAAGGCCCUGUCGUGGGCCGGCCUCUUCAUCAUGGUCGGCUGCACGGUGACCACGCUGCACAACAUGAGCACAGCCUCCUCGGGCCUCCCGGCCAAGUACCUGCCGCCGAGCCCCGCCGCCAUCGUCGUGUCCAAGCCGGCCCUGGUCGUUCCUGUUGCCAGCCCAGACCCCCCCAAGGUCACUCCCAAGGUCAAGAAGCCCCCUCCCCCAGAGGUGAAGCCGGCACCCGUGGUCACUGCGAUAGUGCCAAAGGUGCCACCCGAAGCGCAGAGGCGGAUCGAGCCACCCGAACCGCAGGAGCCGCAAAAUAAUGUCGCCGUGAAAGCUGUGACACCUCCCGUCAUCAAGGAGCCCGUCGUCAAAGAGGACCGCGGCUUGGACCCCGAGGCUCUGAGGAAGGAAGACCGCGAGAUAGAAGACACCAAGCGCAAGAAAACCGUAGUCGAUGCGCAGCCACCAAAAGAGCCAGAAGCCAAGAAGCAAGAGCAGCUCCUGGAGAAGAUCGCUGAAGAGCAGAAGGCCCAGAAGAAGAUCCUAGAAGACCUGCAACGUGAACUCAAGCAAGAAAUCGCAAAACACAAGGACUCGGACUCCGAGAAGGCCAACAAGACUGCUCCCAAGCCAGAUUUGGCGGACGUUCAAAGGCCUGAAGUGCCUUUGAAGCAGACAGAAGCGAGUGCGCAAGGUUCGAAUCUUCAGCAGCAUGUCCAGAAGGACAGUUUAGGACCACAGGCUGUCCUGGCCCCGGUUCAGCAAAAUGCUAAUCAACAGCCAGUGAGACAGGAGCGUCCGGUUCAGCAGAAUGCUGUUCGGGAACCGGUGAGACAGGACGUUCGGCCUCCGGUUCAGCCCUUAGUGAAACAGCCGCCGCAGCAAAAUGCCCCACGUCUUAUCCAGCAGAAUGUCGAACAGUUAAAACAACAGCAAGCCUUACCUGCCCAGCAGAAGGAUGUGCGUCCCGUCGUUGAGGAAAUCAAGCCACGAGGCAUUGACUCAGCUCGGCAACCAUACAACGUAUUUAAGCCACAGGAGCCAGUCGCAGAUAAAGUUAUCCUCUCGAAUGUUAAUCUCCCUAAGAAUCGGGGGGACAUUGAAGAACCAGUUGCAAAGAAGGUGCCACUUGCUGGUCCCGCGGUGGAAAUACCCAAGGUUGCGGAGAAACUUCAGCAAAAGUUGCAGAAGCCCAGCAUUCCCAUUCAGCCAUUGCAGGCGGCGCAAAAGUCGCCCCAGGACGGAUUGCCUCAGGCGGCCGUAGCAGACGACAGACCGCUGGCGGAGAAGAUGUCAAUGGACGUCAAGAGAGACGCACCGCCGAUCUCCGUUCCCCUGAUUCCCGCCGCCGCCGCCGUUGGGGAAGGCGCAGCCAAAUUGCAGCCGAAAGGCCAAUCCGAAGCUGCGGACGGAGCGGUCGCUCCACAAGCGGUCGUGGACCAAAGAAAAGCGGACGUCGUGGCCGACCUGUCCAAGAGUGCCGCCAAUCCGCAGAUUGUUCCAGAGGGUCUUCCGAGUCAAGUGCACAUGGAGGCGGCACUAGCUAAAAACGAGAUUAGGAAAUGAUCCAACUUUGAUGUAUAGGAAGUACGGGAGGGAGGGAAAACGAGGUAGGUUGGCCACAGGGAGCAACAAUUUUGAAUUUCUGAUACACUCAAUGCUGUGCAUUGUCCACGUUUUGUACUUUUUAAAAAAAGUGUAAUAUAUGGCACGUCUAUUCUCAUACAUGUUGUAAUAAACUGUUAAUAUUGUGCUGCGUUA